This is a messenger RNA of Setaria italica (foxtail millet), 1358 nucleotides long. Its product is annotated as protein SYS1 homolog. The record is from RefSeq and is a predicted model, not a curated record. The transcript has 3 exons. Gene Ontology annotation, cellular component: trans-Golgi network; Golgi membrane. Bases 415 to 873 code for a protein of 152 amino acids. Gene Ontology annotation, biological process: Golgi to endosome transport; Golgi to plasma membrane protein transport; protein localization to Golgi apparatus. NCBI's taxonomy places the organism in Eukaryota, Viridiplantae, Streptophyta, Magnoliopsida, Poales, Poaceae.
ACAAAGGGAACCUAACACAUCUUCCCCCUCCACCCGAGCCCCGAGGCCCAGACCACCCGAGUCCGCCAAAAGAGAUCCGCGCCCAACCACCGCCCGCCGCCGCCUACCUUCCUCCUUCCCUCCGGUGAGCGGGGCCGGAGACGGGGAGAGAAGAAGCCGCAUCCCUUCCUCCUUCGCUCCGGUGAGCGGGGCCGGGGACGGGGAGAGAAGAAGCUCCUUCCCUCCGGCGAGAAAAGCCGGGGACGGCGAGACAAGAAUCUCCUCCCCCCCUGCGAGAUUAGCCGGGGACGGGGAGAGAAGAAGCCGCAUCCCUUCCUCCUUCCCUCCGGUGAGAAAAGCUGGGGACGGGGAGAGAAGAAGCCACCUCCCUUCCUCCUUCCCUCCGGUGAGAUUAGCCGGGGACGGGGAGCGAAGAUGUUCUACGGCGCGAUUGUGUGGGACCCGUGGCUGAUCGUGUCGCAGAUCGUGUGCCUGCAGUGCCUCUACUACCUGGCCCUCGGCCUCUCCAUGUCGCUCCUCGUCGGCACCCGCGUCCCGCGGCUCACCCUCCUCUACUUCUUCGACUUCGCCACCCUCACUCCGCGCACCCCGACCGGGUGGUGCGCCAUCGCCUCGUUCCUCCUCGCCGCCGUCGCAGGUGCUGGAUUCAUGCUUUAUGUGAUUGAGAGAGCCAAGAAGUGCCUGGACUUUGCAGCGACCCUCUACAUAAUCCAUCUCUUCAUUUGUAUUGUAUAUGGUGGUUGGCCAGCUUCAGUUACAUGGUGGGUUGUCAAUAUCGCUGGUUUGGCAAUUAUGGCUCUCCUUGGUGAAUACCUAUGCAUUCGGCGGGAGUUGAAAGAAAUCCCAAUAUCACGGCUUCGUGCAAGUGUUUAACCUCACACGGUACAAAGAGUUAGGUGUUUUCAAAUGGUGUUUACCCCAAGAGGUGGUCGUUCAUAUGUUUCUUUAGGAAUACAAAGACUUGCAAUGUUCUGCGGUUUCCAAAGACUUGUUGAAAACUAAAAAAGAAUUUGCUCUCCUGAUGCCCGAUCUCCCAGCAGGCCAUCAUAGAGAAACUGGUAGGCUUCCGAGUUCCCACCAAUAGAAGUGGCAGCUCAGUUUCUAAAGCAUACAUCCAGGUCCUCCUGUGUCUACGGACAGUAUUGCUCAGUGACGAAACAAGUGGCUGCUUGACAAUUUGUAUGACUGGAUAUGAAAGUCUACUGGUUAGUGGGUAUUGAUAACACAUGCAGACACCAUCGGUUUCUUUGUUUAGAUGUAUCUUGCAAAUAAUACACCUAGCGUUUUCUGUUAAUUCAUAGCAGAAGAGUUGUGCUCCUUUCCUUUAGUUAUAUUUUUAUAGGAAAGAUUCAUGUAUA